GGUCAAUAAUAAUAAUAGCGAAGGCAACCGAAGCACAGAACUUGUGGCUUAAUUGUCUUGCUUUCCGAAGAUGACGUCGUACCGCAGCAUGACUUUGUGCGACACCCUCGCCUUCAACUUCGUUAAUUUGGAUCAGCUGACGGAGACGUACACCACGUCGUUUUACGGCGAGUACGUGACCCACUGGCCGGAGUUCCAGCGAAUGUGCAUUCACCCCACGACUGGAAUACCAAUGGCGUACACUUUCGGAAAGGCAGAAGGGCAGGGCGAGGACUUUCACGGACACGUGUCUGCCGUGUCGGUUGCACCAACGUUUCGGCGUGUCGCGCUUGGCGAGACGCUCAUGGUGGAGCUGGCGCAGAUGAGCGAGUUUGUGCACCACGCUUACUUUGUCGAUCUCUUCGUUCGCAAGAGCAAUCAGGUGGCGCAGGACAUGUACCACCGAUUAGGCUACAUUGUGUAUCGCACCGUCCUGGGCUACUACCGUGGCGAUGGCCCGAAAGGUCCGUUUAAGAGUGACGAGGACGCAUUAGAUAUGCGACUGGCGCUUUCCCGCGAUAAGGAGAGACGGAAGAGCAGCGUCAUUCCACUGGAUCGGCCGAUUAGACCGGAGGAAUUGGAGUGGUCGUAA
Molecule: messenger RNA, 631 nt
Organism: Leptomonas pyrrhocoris
Lineage: Eukaryota; Euglenozoa; Kinetoplastea; Trypanosomatida; Trypanosomatidae
Product: n-terminal acetyltransferase complex ard1 subunit-like putative (ARD1)
Exons: 1
Coding region: 71-631 (186 amino acids)
Biological process (GO): N-terminal peptidyl-methionine acetylation
Cellular component (GO): NatB complex
Molecular function (GO): protein-N-terminal amino-acid acetyltransferase activity
Source: RefSeq, a predicted model, not a curated record